AUGUAGUUAGAACACAAUGAUGUUGACAUUCCUUAAGAUUAUGUUAAACUAAAAUAAUAAAACUUAAAAUUAAGAAAUGAAUUGAAGUCAAUUAAUGAAUUUUUAUCUAAAUAAAUCGAAAAAAAAUAGGAUCAACAAAAUAGUCAUAGAAAUUAAUUAAACAAUAAUACUGAAUUUAGAGAAGGUUUAUUUUAUAUCUAAUUUAGAAACUCUUAAAGCUGAAUUAUUUAAUGCUUAAAAAUAACUAAAGAUUCAAUUGAAAUAAAUUUAAAUUCUAUAAAAUAGGCAGGAAUUGCUUUCAUUAGAUAAGUAUGAAAAACCAUUUAUUAUAGUGUUGUACAAUUAUAAUCAUAAAUUAAGAAAUUAAUGGAUAAAAUUAAAGAACUUGAAUAAGAAAAUAAAACCUUAAUUAACAUUAAUGUAAAACAGGAACAAAAGUUACUUUAAUUAUCUUAAGAUAAUUUUAUAAAAAAUAGAAUAGAUUAAUUAGAAUAAGAAAAUUUUCUUCUUAAAUAGAAAGUAAUAGCUAAAAAUAAAACUGAAAGAUCUUAAUCUGUUUAAAUAGCUAAAGUUGAACCUAUCUUAAAACCUAUUUAAUUAAGUCAAAAGCAAUAAGAAAUAAUGAAAGAAAAAGAUCUAUUUAUUGUAUUAUAUAAAUUCUAUUAUUUAUAGUCUUAAUUAUAGAAUAAAUUAUAGGAAUAAGAAAAACAUAUAAAUAUUUUGAAAAAUCUAAAAUCUCAAUAUGAUAAACAAAUUAGCCAUAUGACUCAUAGAAUUAAGUAACUUUAAACCCAAUUAUUGAUAUUAAACUAACAAUUAUAAGAUAAAGUAAUUAUUUAUUUAUUUAUUUCUUAGAAUUUAGAAUUAAACAGAAAAAAUCAUUUAUUACCUAAUUUAAGUGCCAGAAAUCAGAGAUAUCAAUUAUAAAAAAUAAAUUUGAGUGUUGAUAAUUGUUAAAUAGACCAACCUAAAUCACCAAUUUAAAUUAAUUAAUAACAAUAUUCAAAAUUAAUUCAUGAAUUUUAGUCUAAAAGUUUACAAACUUAAGAUUUAUCUUUAUAAACUUUAAAAAAUUAAAAUUUAUUAAAUAAUGAAUUAAAUCAAGAUAUAAAAAUAAUCAGAAUUGAAUAAAUAGGUUAAAAAAAUGAUUAAGAAUUUCAUUUUGAUACACCAUAAUAUUUUAGAUUACAUAAUCUAAAAUUAUGGUGGAAGAAUGAUUACUUAUAAGGUUUAUAAGCUUAUUAUCAUAAUGCUAAUUAAAUUGUAAAUGGUUAAAUAUUCUGUUUGAGUAAUUUAGAAGAAUUAAAUUAAUAAUCUUUUGAAUUACAUUAGUCAGACUGGAUCAAUUAAAUUGGAUUAGGUUUUGAAAUUGAUAAAAUAAGUAUGUUUUUAUAUUUCAUCUUUAAAUAGAAUUUGUUAAAAUAAUUUCAAAUCAAAAUUGUGUUUUGAAAUUUGGAAGUGAAAUUGAUAAAAUAUAAGAAAUUUGUUCAUAAAAAAAUGAAUUUAUUGGAACAAUUGAAGUCUCAUUUAAUUAAUGUAUAUCUACAUAACUAUAUUCUAGUUUUUAUAACAAGCAUAGGAUUUAAAAUAUUUGAUGAAAAAUUAUUUGAUAAAAUAUGA
Molecule: messenger RNA, 1620 nt
Organism: Paramecium primaurelia
Lineage: Eukaryota; Ciliophora; Oligohymenophorea; Peniculida; Parameciidae
Source: the annotation of a GenBank genome assembly